CUCACCACUCCUGCCAUGGUCUGGGAGAAUUGAUUAAUUAGUAGUCAUCGAUAUGCAUAGAAAAAAGUGAGGUUAUUCCUCACAUGGCAGGGCAGUGGAAAAUAACUUACCCGACGAUUACAUGAAUGGAAUAAACUUAACUUCUCGGCUUCAGCGGAACAGGUUAGAAUGGACACGAAGAAGACAGCCGUUAGCUAACUUAGCACGGUAGUCCGUUUCAAUGAAACUUUGAGCUAACGGCGAGGUAACGUCCGACAAAGAGGGGUGAAGGGUGAGCUGUAACCAUGGAGGCUGCAUUUCACCCUUUCUUCACCACAACUGGCCAGCUGCCCUGGUUGCUUCUGACUGUGUUUACAUCGUGGACAGCCUUUUGUUCUGCAGAAAUAAAGCAGACAAGAAGGCCAUUAUAUACCCAGAAGCCAGUUCUUCUUGCCUGGAAUGCCCCAACACAGGAGUGUGAACCACGACAUAGAGUAACCUUAUCUUUGAGCCAGUUUGACAUUGUAGCGACCCCCAAUGAGGGCUUUGUGGGGCAAAACCUUACAAUCUUCUAUAAGGAACGUCUUGGGUUGUAUCCCUAUUAUAAGCAUGAUGGCAGUGCGGUGAAUGGAGGCCUUCCACAGCUUGUCAGCCUCACUGAGCACUCAAAAAAGAUGCCCGAAGGCCUUAAAAAAUACAUAAAAGUGCCAGGGGCAAAAGGUUUGGCUGUUAUUGACUGGGAGGAGUGGCGUCCUAUAUGGGUCAGAAAUUGGGAUGCUAAACUUAUCUAUCGAAAUAAAUCCUAUGCAAUGAUAGCCAAAAAGAACCCUACAUGGACCUCAAAACAAGUGGAGAAAGUUGCAGAACAAGAAUUUGAGCUAUCGGCUCAAAGAUUCAUGCAGGAGACUUUGAAACUGGCCAAGAAUAUGAGGCCCAAUCAGCUGUGGGGCUUCUACCUGUUUCCAGAUUGUUACAACCAUGACUACAACAAGAAUGGUCUGCAAAACUACACAGGCCACUGUCCUUCAGUGGAGGUGGACCGCAAUAAUCAUCUCAACUGGUUGUGGAUGGAAUGUACAGCACUUUUCCCGUCAGUAUACAUGGAACCUGUGCUACGCUCAACGAGCCAAGGGCGCCUUUUUGUCCGGAACAGGGUGAAGGAGGCAAUGCGCCUGGCAUCUGUUGGGGAUGGAUUAGCACGUCCUGUUUAUGUUUACACCCGACCUACCUAUAUCAGUCAAACGACUCUCCUAACUGAGACAGAUUUGGUCUCCACAAUUGGUGAGAGUGUUGCACUUGGAGCUGCAGGUGUAAUCUUCUGGGGCGACACCUCUCAUGCAAGCAGCAGUGCCAACUGCUCAACCCUAAAUGAUUAUCUUAAGGGACCGCUGGGUCGGUACCUGCUCAAUGUGUCCACAGCAGCAGAGCACUGCAGUCAUGUGCUAUGUAAUUUCAGCGGCCGCUGUUUUCGCAGAAUAUUGGACAGCGAUAUAUAUCUGCAUCUCAGCCCUUCAACACACAAGAUAACUAGUCAGAGUGGCCAGCUCAAGGUUACAGGAAUGCUCAGCCAAACUGAGAAGACUUUUUUCCACAAGCACUUCCAGUGCCAGUGCUACAGUGGGUACAGGGGUGAUGACUGUACUUUGAAAGAAAAAGAGCCCAAUAGAGCCUCCUCUGUAUUAGGGACUUGGCCUCUUUGCCUUUUACUUCCGCUCGGACUCCUUACUCUUCUACAUUGAGGAAACAGAGACUAACUAUUUACUGUUUCAGCGAGCCUAGAAGUGGACAGUUUAGACUUUUAUGCAUAAAUAUGGAAAUUAUAUUGAUGCAUUGACAAUACCAAGUAAUCUGAGACCUCCCCAAGCUGUUUUUGUCCUGGCAUGCAGACCGAUGGAACAUAAAUAUCUGUGGGUAGCAAGUUGCAGCAACAACUUGCUGUCAGUCUGCCCCAGGGCAGCUGUAGCUUGCAUCCACCAGUGUGUGAACAUGAGAGUGAAUGAAUAGUGGAAUUGUAAAGCACUUUGGGUGCCUAGAAAAGCGCUAUAUAAAUGCAAUCCAUCAUUAUAACAAUGGGCUGAAAUGAAUGUCCUACCACCAAGAUUACCUUGUAGAAAAUCAUGCCUAAAAUCAGUCUUUUCUCAAAGUAAUCACCAGAUAAAUGGAUGUUGAGUAGCUUUACAGGACCUUAGUGUAAAUGUUUUACUGUCUCCAUAGUGAAGAGAAGCCAAAGAUAUCUAUUUUUGAAAGCUUUUUUUAUGAUUGGUUUAACAUCAGAACAACAACACAUGGCUUAAAGUAGAAAAAGUGGAUAAAAGGGAACAGACGCACACAUAUUUACAGGUUAUUGGUGCCUCAUGGCAAAACAGACACUACAUUACAAUAGUAUUAUAUAGUAUGAAUAUCAAGCUCUUAAGUGUCUUAUUAAUGAAAUACAAGCCAGUCUUAAAUCUCUUUUGUAUUUUUUUGCUUAGAGAAACAUCAAGGAUGGACCUGCUUGUUUUCAGUUCAAUAUUGUGCCUUAACAGGGCUGAAACCAGCUCUCUUUUGCAGUUGCAGUCUUUAUGUCCUUGCUUUAUAUUGAUAUAAACUCCAUCAUGGCUAACAAUUUUAUUAUAACCGAACAGUGCAGAGAAAAUACAUACACGUUACAAGGUAUCCAUCAACUUAAAUGGAUAUCACUGUGAAAACAGGUCAUAAAACAUUAGGAAAUAUAUCAGACUGGCAAUUUAAACACAACUUGACACUAUAACUGACUGUAGUUUACACAUUUGCCCAACAAGCCAAAUAGCCCCCAGUUUGAUCCUGGGAAGACAAAACGGAUCGCUUUAGCGUUUCAUCAGGAAGGGCAUCCGGUAUAAAAAAUCUACCAAGUCAAACGUGGAGCUAACGGCUGUGGCGACCCCUGAAAGCAGGGAGCAGCUAAAAGUUCAAUAUAACUGAUUAUAGCUGAUUUCAGCUUGUGUCUGAUGUACUGGAAUAGGCUAUAUGUUCGCUCCAUUCAUAACCAAAUGUAUAGGAUUGCUUUGAAAUUGUUUGCAACUGUCUAACUGAAUAUUAGCAGACUGAAAAAAAAUGUUGUGUCAAGGAUCUUGCCGGUGAUACUGUGUGAACAGCAAUUACUGUAGGUACAAGUUCAGAAUUGUUUGUUCCCAAUAUAGCUGAGCAGUUGCAUGUUUUAUACAGUAGGUACUAGUUUCAGUAGCUAAAAUGAGUUAUGAAAGAAGCCAGCAGGUGGUUUUUCACAAACACGGUAGUCUCAGAAUUGCACAGCUGGUGUUGAAUCGUGAUGUUAUAUGUACUUAUAUUGCAUAGGUCUUCAAGUUCUGCACUUUACUUUCAUGCAGAGUUGGACUGGGUGUCAUUACAUGUCGUGAGGGACAAAACUGAGUGAAUACUGUCAGUGCAUGACAGUGCUAUAGUGGCUUUUCGCGUGUAAUGUGUCACAUUGGAAAUACUCUGUUUCACUGUGAAUCUUGCUGAAAAGCAAAGGGUUGCCUCGAUGGUUGUUAUCUCUCUCCAUCAGCUUUCAUCUUAUUUUUUUAAGAAGUAUCCAAAAAAAUUUAAGUCUUUUUUUUUUUUUAAAUAAUAAACAUGAUAUUCUUCUACAGCAAAUGUUUCUCAACAUAUUAUUUCAAAUAGUAUGCAAAAAGCACAAAAAUAAAGAUCUUGCACGGUAAAACUUGACUAGAACGAGAACAAGAAGAACGUUUUUAACUAUUUAAAGCAGAUUUUGUGAUUCUGUGAUCAGUAAUUAUGUUCAAUAUUAAGAUAUAAAUAAUGUAACUGAAAUGUACUGGUUAUUGUUUCAAAGCAAAUUAACAAAAUCAAAGUGUUCUGUAUUUA
Maylandia zebra (zebra mbuna) is the source of this 3822-nucleotide messenger RNA. It is a transcript of the gene hyal2b, whose product is annotated as hyaluronidase 2b. Gene Ontology annotation, molecular function: hyaluronoglucuronidase activity; hyalurononglucosaminidase activity. The record is from RefSeq and is a predicted model, not a curated record. NCBI's taxonomy places the organism in Eukaryota, Metazoa, Chordata, Actinopteri, Cichliformes, Cichlidae. Gene Ontology annotation, cellular component: cytoplasmic vesicle. Gene Ontology annotation, biological process: carbohydrate metabolic process; hyaluronan catabolic process.